Molecule: messenger RNA, 1058 nt
Organism: Carica papaya (papaya)
Lineage: Eukaryota; Viridiplantae; Streptophyta; Magnoliopsida; Brassicales; Caricaceae
Source: RefSeq, a predicted model, not a curated record
UAUUAUUAUUUUAGUAGAAAGGCGGUGGUGCUAAACGGAUUAUAAUUACGGGAAAAAAAUUCUCAGAUCCUGACAUGCCUACCAUUUCAAACUAAUUAAUUAUCUUCACGGGGUGGUGACCCGUCUUACCAUCACACUCACUCUCUCUCUCUCUCUCUGUAUAUAUAUAUAUAUAUGUAUAUCUCGAUCUCCCACUUUCAUGCACCAUAAUCUGAUCAUCACGAGUCAUCGCACACUUUACUUUUCUCUACAAAAACCCUCUCUACGUAUAACGUAAUUCAUCAAAUAGAAAUAUUUUCUUCAAACAACACAAAAAGAAAUGCGCACCCACUUCUCUGAAUCAUUCACCUUCUUCUUUCUCUUCAUGAUGAUGAUCUCUGCAACUUCUUUGGCGUCCCGGUUUAUCGGCGGCGGGGUUGGCGGUUACACUGGAACCAAAACGGUGCCGUCUCCUGAAACCUCUACGGGGUCUAACGAGCCAGGCGGGGCUACUGGGUCUGCCAGUGGACCCAACUGGGAUUACAGUUGGGCAUGGGGUUCAAGCCCCGGCAGCGGAUGGGGUUUCGGUUCGGGCUCAGGACGGUCACCCAACGGGUUCGGGAAGGGUUCCGGGUUUGGGUUCGGUACAGGGUCGGGUUCGGGCAGCGGGUAUGGAUUCGGAUUUGGAAGUGGUGGAGCUCACGGUGGAGGAUAUGGCUAUGGAAGUGGAAAUGGAAACUCUGGUGGCGGCGGCUCUGGUGGGACCGGUGGUUCUGGUGGGGGAGGUGGUGGUUCAGGCGACCAUAGCACGCACUCUCCAUGGGAGGCUAAAGACAGAAAUCACCACGGUUAAAGCUUGAGAAGAGCGGUCAUUAUAUAUACAUAUACAUAUAAAGCUAGGCCGCGCUUGCAUGCUUUCUAGCAAAUAUGUAAGAUGGAAUGUGGGAGUUAUAAUUAAGUUAUAGUAUUUUAUGUAGUCUUAUAGUUUUGGUUUCCAGAUAAUAUAUAUAUAUAUAUGUGUGUGUGUGUAACAUAUACACCUGAACCUGACUAAUGCUCAAGAAUACUCAACUUAUAUA